AUGAGGGCCUCGGUGGCGGUCUCGAUUUUUGCUCUCCUGGCCCAGCCAUUCGCAUCGGCCUCGUCAGACCUCGCAUUCUGUGCCACAGAUAACACAGGAUCUUCCUACUCAGCGGUGUCCGAUACAUACCAAUCCAAUGGAGCCUGUCUAAAAACCUGCGCCAACUACGCACUAGGUGUUCUACAAGGAAAGAAAUGUUGGUGCACCAAUGUCGCUCCGUCGAAAACCUCCCAAGAGGACACUUCUGACUGUGACACUGGAUGCCCUGGAUACCCUUCGGACAGCUGUGGUAGUGCGUCCAAAGGAGUCUUUGCCUAUGUUUCGAUCACCGGCAACGAUGUGACCAGUACCGCAGGUGGAUCAACAAGCUCGACAAGCACAUCCUCCUCGUCAAGCUCGUCCACGACCUCAUCGAGUACCGAAAAAACCACCGACACAACCGCCAGCGUGGCCGUCGAAACCAACUCCGGGGGUGAAGUGAAGACAAUCACAGUUGCUGGUUCAAGCCCUACUGGUGCUGAGUCUGCCUCCGCCGACACUAGUGAAGCCGACAGUUCAAAAUUGAGUGGAGGUUCAAUCGCCGGAAUUGUGAUCGGUGUUCUGGGAGGACUCGCCCUAGUUGGAGCGUUGAUCUUCCUGAUCUUCUUCUACCGCAAGCGCGCCCGCUCCGUCAGCCCCAUCCCCAGCCAGGACAUGACCGACAACCGAACUAGCCGAGGAUCGAGCUUCAUGCGUGGCAUCUUCCCACAAGGCGAAGGUGCCGCUGGUGGUUCCAUCCCAACACGCUCUGGAACGACCUUCACCGACAACCGUAUGAAGACCAACACGGUGCUCUACCCCAACGGCGCUCGGGACAGUAGUGUUUCACUGCAAGACAACGAAGACUACUCUCGUCCUGUUCUUCGUCUCACUAACCCCGAUUAA
This is a messenger RNA of Penicillium salamii, 924 nucleotides long. NCBI's taxonomy places the organism in Eukaryota, Fungi, Ascomycota, Eurotiomycetes, Eurotiales, Aspergillaceae. The record is from the annotation of a GenBank genome assembly.